Molecule: messenger RNA, 945 nt
Organism: Biomphalaria glabrata
Lineage: Eukaryota; Metazoa; Mollusca; Gastropoda; Planorbidae
Product: craniofacial development protein 2-like
Exons: 3
Coding region: 1-945 (314 amino acids)
Biological process (GO): chromatin remodeling
Cellular component (GO): nucleus
Molecular function (GO): catalytic activity
Source: RefSeq, a predicted model, not a curated record
AUGUUGUGGCAAGGGUUUGUUGCACUUGAAGGAUGCUGUGGCGGCAAGGGUCUGAUGAAACUGAAGGAUGCUGUAGGUCUCGUUGGGACCUCAUUGAGACGUGUUAUGGCUUUUGAGUCACCUACCAAAAUCGUGCUUAAUGCAGGAGAAGGACCUCUCGGCGCAUGGAAUGUGCGCACACUACUUGACAACGACACAUCUGAUAGACCACAAAGACGAACUGCACUAGUAGCCAGGGAGCUCCACAGAUACAACAUAGACAUAGCAGCACUAAGUGAAACUCGGCUUGCAGAUGAAGGUGAACUCUGCGAAAGAGGAGCUGGAUAUACUUUCUUCUGGAGCGGUAGAAGCACUGAAGUACGACGUGAAUCUGGAGUCGGCUUUGCCAUAAAAACAUCAAUAGUAUCCAAACUAUUCGGGCCUCCCAAAGGAAUUAGGGAUAGGCUCAUGACCCUAAAGCUGCCUUUACAAAACGGAAAGAAACAUAUUUCCAUUGUUAGCUGCUACGCACUCACCAUGACCAACCCAGAUGAUGUCAUAGCAAAGUUCUACGAAGAACUAAACUCCACCUUACUUGAUAUUCCAAAAACAGAAAAGCUACUCAUUCUCGGUGACUUCAACGCAAGAGUCGGCUCUGACCAUCACAUCUGGAAAGGAGUCUUAGGCAAAUGUGGGAUAGGUCAAUACAACAGCAACGGUUUAUUACUACUCCAGACCUGUGCUGAACACAAGCUGCUCAUAUCGAACACAAUAUUCAGUCUUCCAAUGAGAAAGCGAACUUCCUGGAUGCAUCCCCGCUCAAGACACUGGCACCUCAUAGAUUACGUCAUCACCAGACAAUCUGACCGUCAGGACAUUCGUGUCACCAAAUCUUGCUGUGGUGCAGAGUGUGGAACAGACCACCGCCUCAUCAUUACAAAACUAAACAUUCGUAUCCAACCAUAG